This is a messenger RNA of Cladophialophora bantiana CBS 173.52, 1242 nucleotides long. RefSeq lists its product as uncharacterized. NCBI's taxonomy places the organism in Eukaryota, Fungi, Ascomycota, Eurotiomycetes, Chaetothyriales, Herpotrichiellaceae. The transcript has 5 exons. Gene Ontology annotation, molecular function: monooxygenase activity; FAD binding. The record is from RefSeq and is a predicted model, not a curated record. Bases 1 to 1242 code for a protein of 413 amino acids.
AUGGCAGAACGUUGGACGCCGUUGGACGUCGCUGUUAUCGGCGGCGGCAUCGGCCACAACGUGACCAUAUAUGAGCAAGCCCACUACGCCGGAGAAGUCGGGGCCUCGAUCAGCUGUGCUGCCAACGGCACCCGGUGGCUGGAAGAAUGGAAUGUCGACAUCUCCAUCGGCAAGACGGUGGUGUUGCAGAAGCUGAUCCGCCACGAUUGGAAGACUGGUGAAGUACAGAGCAUCUAUGAUCUGUCAGACUACAAGGACCAAUGGGGAUGGGUCUACAAUAUGUUUCACCGAGUCAACAUGCACGAGAUGCUCAUGGAUUCGGCCACGGGCACUGGCGAAGGGACUCCGGCAAAGCUGCGGCUAGAUCACAAGUGCAAGGACAUCGACCAUGACAAGGGGAUUGUGACGUUUGAGAACGGGGUUGUUGCGCAGCACGAUAUGAUCGUCGGUGCUGAUGGGAUCGGAUCUGCCGUGCGUCGCACAUUAGGGGUAGUCCCGACCCGCAAACAGUCUACGUCCCCCUACUACCACUGCGUCAUCGAAGCCAGCGAAGUCUCCCGUCUCGGCCUCCUGGACCUGACGGGCAACUGCGCCAUCGAAUUCUGGGACGGCGUGGGGAUUGAGAAGAUCCUUUUGCGGCUUCUUCCCGACCUCGAAGUCCGACCACGCUUCCGAGGGGUGGAACUGCUGGCCCCGUUUCCAGAUCUGGACGAGAGACGGCUGGCUUUGUUCCGGCACGCAAAAGAUAUCAAACCAUGGCGGCUGUUCGUGCAUGAACCAUACACACACUGGACGAUUGGUCGGACGUGCAUCCUCGGCGAUGCCGCGCAUCCCAUGCUUCCGGACCAAAGCCAAGGGGCAUGUCAAGCGAUCGAAGACGCCGCUGCCUUGGGCCUCAUCUUCGGCCAGGACUAUACCUUCACGUCCGAUGUCGAGGCCGGACUGGCGCUGUAUGAGAUGAUCCGGAAACCCAGGGCCACGAAAGUGCAGGCGGCCAGUGCGCGGGCGCGGGAAAACAUCAACGAGAGGAUCGGCUUUUCGAGCAAGAAGAUAGGGUACAAGGCGGCGGUGGCGACGGGCAAAUUGACCAUUGACGAGAUGAACCUGUACGACAUGCGAAGACACGUCGCUGACGAGGCGGCGCCGCAGCGCAGGAGCAGGAGCGAUAUGAUUUCCCACAAGGGCGCCUUUGUUCCGCUCAUGUCGGUUUCCAAGAUGCCGGAGCAGUUGGCCAGGAUGUAA